Molecule: messenger RNA, 525 nt
Organism: Endocarpon pusillum Z07020
Lineage: Eukaryota; Fungi; Ascomycota; Eurotiomycetes; Verrucariales; Verrucariaceae
Exons: 3
Coding region: 1-525 (174 amino acids)
Biological process (GO): endoplasmic reticulum to Golgi vesicle-mediated transport
Source: RefSeq, a predicted model, not a curated record
AUGGCUUCAAGAAACCCAUAUUCUAGCAUCCACCCACGCUCCUCCUCUUCUCUUUUCGACAACUAUCCGGGGCCCGCCGAUGCAAGAUCACGACCGGGAGGCUCCCAUUCCCCGGCAAAAUCGGGCUAUGGGUAUGGAGCUAACGGAGCAGGAGGCCCGUAUAUGAACGGCGGAGCACAAAGCGGCAGUGGUGGUUUCAGGCCGGCAACGCCGAACUCGAAGGGCCAAUAUUCACACUCGGUGCUCGAAUCGCUCGAAUCGCAGAAUGAAAAUGAAAAUACCAGCGUCCUUUCCUCCAAGGUCAGCCAGCUCAAACAACUCACCAUCGCGAUCGGUGAUGAGAUUCGUGACUCCUCCGCACUUGCGGAUCAGAUGAACGAUAGCUUUGAUAAUACAAGGGUGAAACUGAGAGGGACCAUGCGGAGAAUGUUAAGGAUGGCCGAACGGACGGGUGUGGGAUGGAAGGUUUGGCUCGGUUUCUUCGUUGCGGUGUGGUGUCUCUUUGCUUGGGUGUGGCUGUUUUGA